Molecule: messenger RNA, 1401 nt
Organism: Solanum pennellii
Lineage: Eukaryota; Viridiplantae; Streptophyta; Magnoliopsida; Solanales; Solanaceae
Exons: 5
Coding region: 1-1401 (466 amino acids)
Source: RefSeq, a predicted model, not a curated record
AUGGCUGGCUUGGCUGAAACAGACCCAAAGGAUAAAUAUUCAAUGGAUUUUGGAGAUAAAAGUUGGAUGAAUCUCCGAAGAUCCACCAAUGAAUAUAUUCAUGGAGUUAAUGAUUUUCUUGAUAAAGCAUUUGAACGAGCUUCCCAAGGAAAUGAAAUAUUGUGUUCUUGUAAGAAGUGCUUUAAUCGUAAUUGGCAUUGCCGAAAUAUGGUAGAGGAUCAUUUGAUUUGCCAUGGAUUUGUUCAUGGAUACACCAAAUGGGUUUUUCAUGGUGAAGGAUUUUCCUCAAGAAAUACGCCACAUCCAACCGAUAAAGAAGAAACUUCUAACAUGCAUGACGACAUUGAUAGAUUACUUCACGAUACUUUUAGAAAUAUAGUAGAUGAUCGAAGACAUGAAGGAGUGAGGGAGGGGCCACAUGAAGAUGCAAAGAUAUUUUUUAAAUUAGUGGAGGAAGGGAAAGAAGAGUUGUAUCCAGGGUGUAAAAAAUUUGCUAAGUUGAGUUUUACCAUCCGGCUAUACUUGUUUAAAUGCAUUCACAAGUUGACUGAUGUGGCCUUUUCAGAUUUGUUGGACUUGAUAAGAGAGGCAUUUCCAUUUGCUCAGAUACCCGACUCGUUUUACAAGGCAAAAAAGAAUGACAAUGCAAAGUUAGAUAAUUGCUCUGUGUGUGGAGCUUCAAGAUGGAAGAAUGUUCGGAAUGACUUAAAUAAUAAGGUUACGAAAAUCAAAGUGAAGGUUUUAAGAUUGAGUCUUUCAAGUGAUGGUUUAAAUCCAUUAAGAAUUAUGAGCAUUGCCCAUAGCACAUGGCCAGUUAUAUUGAUGAACUAUAAUUUAUCUCCAUGGACUUGCAUGAAGUCGGAGAAUAUUAUGUUGUCAAUGAUUAUUCCAGGUCCAUCGUCUCCGGGAAAUGACAUAGAUGUAUACUUGCAACCACUGAUUGCGGAGUUGAAGGAACUAUGGGAAGUGGGAGUUGAAACAUAUGAUGCUGUAACUAAUCAAACAUUUCUAAUGCAUGCAACUUUAUUGUGGACAAUUAGUGAUUUUCCAGCUCUAGCAAUGCUUUCUGGAUGGAGCACCAAGGGGAGAUGGGCAUGCCCCACUUGUAACCAUAAUACUUGUUCCCAAUAUCUCAAACAUAGUCUCAAGAUGUGUUACUUGGGUCAUCGGACGUUUUUACCUCCUGAUCAUCCAUUCAGAAGAGAUAAAAGAUCAUUUAAUGGUAAAAAGGAGCAUAAAGUUGCACCUACUCCAUUAUCAGGUGCACGAAUUCUUGAAGAGCUUCGUGAAUUCAAUAAUGUAUUUGGAAAGAACAAAAAGAAAAGAAAACGAAAGGAUGAUGGUCCAUGGAAAAAAAAUCCAUAUUUUUUGAGUUGCCGUAUUGGGCAACAAACAAAUUGA